AUGGCAGAAAAUAUUACUUUUAGAGGCAAAUCUACAGAUGAUCCGAACAAACAUAUCACCAAGUUCAUUCAGAUCUGCAACACAACAAAGUUGAAUGGAGUGACAGAUGAGCAGAUUCGACUAAGGUUGUUCCCUUUCUCUUUAGAGGAUUCAGCAAAGGACUUGUUGGAGAGUUUAGAGCCAGGAUCAAUCAGAACAUGGGAUGCUAUGGUGGAAAAGUUCUUGGAAAAAUUCUAUCCCCCGAGUGAGGCUAUUAAGAGGCAACAUGAGAUCCUUGCCUUUCAGAUGAACCCUGCAAAGAAUAUUAGAGAAGCAUGGGGGAGGUUCAAAGCCUUGAUGAAGCGGUGUCCUAACCAUGGGUUAACCCCGACAGUGCAAGUCAUUACAUUCUUCAAAGGGUACGUGCCUGAAGCACAACGGGAGUUGAAUUUGAGCUCAGGUGGAAAUAUUCUCAAGAAAGGAGUGAAUGAAGCUAUGGAAGUGAUAGAGGAGCUUGCAUCUAAUGACGAACGAUGGAGCAACGACAGGAGUAAGGUGCAUAGAGUGGCCUCUACUACAGAUCAUGGUCCUAUGAGCGCCCUAUCCGACAAGUUGGAUGCGUUGACCAUGAAAUUCGACUGCAUGGCAAUGGGGCAACCGUCUCGAGAACACCAAGGAAAAAUGGGGGACGUGAACUAUGUGAAUCAAGGGGACAACAACCAGUACUUCAAUAAUCACCGCCCCAACUUUCAGGGUGGAGGAUAUAAUCAGUUCGGGAACAAAGGGCAUCCCAAUCUCUCUUAUGGAAACCCAAAUAAUGCUCUGCAACCACCCCCGGGGUUCACAGUUACUGAUGGAGUGGUUAAUGAUCCGAAGAAGAUGACCACGGAAGACAUACUCAAGUCUUACAUGCUACAGUCCAACAAGCUCAUGGAGCAGAACAAUCAAAGGAUGGAGAAUGUUGAGACAGAUGUGCAAAGUAUGGCCAUUCAUCUGAAGAACAUCGACACACAGAUCAGCCAGAUUUCCCAGACUGUGACUCCCUCACUGCCUGCGACCAUAUCUGAUACCGUUCUUGAGCCCAAGGCUGUCGUGGCAGAGAAGGAAAAGGAGGCUGAAAAGGAGAAUACUGGCACCACUUCUGGAGUAAAAGUGUCAUUCCCGCAGGUACUGAAUCAGAAGAAGAAGAAGAAGAAGAAGAAGAAAGAUGAGCAGUUCACUCGAUUUCUGGACAUCUUCAGAAAGGUGCAUGUGAACAUUCCUUUGAUCGAGGCAUUGCAGCAGAUGCCUAAGUACGCUAAGUUUCUGAAAGAGAUGAUAGCCCAGAAGACCAGUUGGGGGCAGGUUGACACUAUUAAUCUAACUGAAAAUUGCAGUGCUCUGCUGCAAAGGAAACUGCCUGCCAAGCUGAAGGACCCUGGAAGUUUCACUGUCGACUGCCUCAUUGGGGGCUAUAAGGUGGAGAAUGCUCUCUGCGAUCUAGGCGCGAGCAUUAAUUUAAUGCAACUAUCAGUGUUCAAGCAACUGAACAUCGGUACUUUGAAGCCCACCUCAGCCACACUACAGAUGGCAGACAGAUCUGUCGCUUAUCCAGAGGGCAUCGUGGAAGACCUACUGAUUAAGGCCGGGGAAUUUAUUUUUCCCGUCGACUUUAUGGUCUUGGACAUGGAAGAAGACAAGGGAGUCCCCCUACUGCUAGGACGUCCCUUCCUUGCCACUGUUGAGGCAAAUAUAAACGUGAAAAAAGGAGAGUUGACAAUCUUCAUAGGAGAAGAAAGUCAGAAGUUUUCCCACAAACCGAGAAGCAUGGAUGGAAGAACUGAGGAGUGCAAAGUGGUGCGUCUGAAGCACCAAGUGAUUACUGAAGAAGGAGGAUCGAGUGCAGUCAGAAAAGUGAAGCAGAAGGACUUUUAUGAGCUUCACAUGGAGAUGAUGGCUUCCACUAACUCGGAGCCAAUAGCAUGGAUCGAUGCAGACCAUAGUUGCCCUUCACCGGUGCACUCGGUGAUCAUUACUGAACCCCCUAGGAUGGGGGGUAAAAUACCAAUUGCUGCCAAGGGAAGAAAGACAACUGCUCCAACACUGAAGGAGCCUAUCUCGAGAGAGCCUGAAAAGUGGUGGCUCACCAAGAUUUGGAACGAUCUAUUUCCUCAUGGAGGCAACUAUGGGAUGAAAGGGGAUCUCGGUUGA
Molecule: messenger RNA, 2169 nt
Organism: Salvia splendens (bonfire salvia)
Lineage: Eukaryota; Viridiplantae; Streptophyta; Magnoliopsida; Lamiales; Lamiaceae
Exons: 2
Coding region: 1-2169 (722 amino acids)
Source: RefSeq, a predicted model, not a curated record